Messenger RNA from Mobula hypostoma (lesser devil ray), 1266 nucleotides. It is a transcript of the gene taldo1, whose product is annotated as transaldolase 1. Gene Ontology annotation, cellular component: cytoplasm; intracellular anatomical structure. The transcript is spliced from 8 exons. Gene Ontology annotation, molecular function: transaldolase activity. NCBI's taxonomy places the organism in Eukaryota, Metazoa, Chordata, Chondrichthyes, Myliobatiformes, Myliobatidae. Gene Ontology annotation, biological process: pentose-phosphate shunt, non-oxidative branch; carbohydrate metabolic process; pentose-phosphate shunt. The coding region runs from base 56 to 1075 and encodes 339 amino acids. The record is from RefSeq and is a predicted model, not a curated record.
CACGCGGAAGUGACCCGGCCUGCUGUCCCUCCCUCCCGAUAUACCCGGCCGUACCAUGGCUGAGUGUGACUCGUCGGCCAAGAGACAGAAGAUGGCGUCGGCCUUGGAGCAGCUGAAGGAGUUCACAGUGGUGGUGGCCGACACCGGCGACUUCAACGCUAUCGAUGCAUACAAACCACAGGAUGCUACAACCAACCCUUCACUCAUUCUUGCCGCUGCACAGAUGCCAGCCUAUGAAAAACUGAUGGCUGAUGCUAUUGAAUAUGGAAAGAGCCAAGGCGGAUCUGAGAAGGAGCAGCUGACCAAUGUCAUAGACAAAUUGUACAUCAAUUUUGGAGUGGAGAUUUUGAAGAAAAUUCCAGGCCGGGUGUCCACUGAAGUUGAUGCAAGAUUGUCAUUUGACAAAGAUGGCAUGGUCGCAAAAGCCAAACGCCUAAUUCAGAUGUACAAGGAUGCAGGGAUCAACAAGGACCGUAUUCUCAUCAAACUUUCUUCCACUUGGGAAGGGAUUCAAGCUGGCAAAAUCCUUGAAGAACAGUGUGGCAUCCAUUGCAACAUGACUCUGCUUUUCUCACUUGCUCAGGCGGUUGCCUGUGCAGAGGCUGGCGCAACACUCAUUUCGCCGUUUGUAGGUCGUAUUCUGGACUGGCACGUGGCCAAUACAGAUAAGAAAAGCUUUGAACCAAAUGAAGAUCCAGGUGUACAGAGUGUAACAAAGAUCUACAACUAUUACAAGAAGUUUGGGUACAAGACUAUUGUCAUGGGUGCAUCGUUCCGUAAUACUGGUGAAAUAAAAGCAUUGGCAGGCUGUGAUUAUCUGACAAUAUCUCCAAAAUUGCUGGAAAGUCUCAGUAAAGACUUUGAGCCACUAACGCCCAGUUUGAGUGUUAAAAAAGCCGAAGCACUUGACAUACAAAAAGUUGAAAUGAAUGAACAAAAAUUCCGUUGGUCUCACAAUGAGGACCAGAUGGCUGUAGAAAAAUUGUCUGAUGGGAUCCGCAAGUUUUCAGCUGACGCUGUUAAGUUAGAAAACAUGAUAAAGGAGCGACUUUUUGGUACCAAGAAUGGAUGCUAGGAAGUCUCUUGUGUAUUUGGAUAAUUUGAAUCAUGUGGUUUGAUUGAAGACUUGUUUUACUUUCUUUUUUGACCAGUUGUGUAAAAGGAUCGCAAUACGUUAUGUAUUGCUGAAUCCAGUAUUGGACCAUGCUUAAUCCAGGCUUGUGCACUUUGGAGCAACUGUUUCUAAUAAAUACAUCAACGUACCAA